Dibothriocephalus latus is the source of this 645-nucleotide messenger RNA. Lineage: Eukaryota; Metazoa; Platyhelminthes; Cestoda; Diphyllobothriidea; Diphyllobothriidae. The record is from the annotation of a GenBank genome assembly.
AUGAAGUCGAUUCUAAAAUCCCCCGAGUACACCAGCUCUGGGCCGCCUCGUGCGAGGAAGAAGAGCCGUUAUUUUGAGGACUAUUACGAGCAGACUUCCCAAUAUCGUCCACGCGAAUCGCCUCGUGUUUUCUCACCUAUCCGUCCUUUGCAGCCUGAUGAUCCUCACCGUGCUCGUAGGGUUCCAAAAGCGGGCGUAGGAAACCCAAUAGGAUGGCGCGGCUUGUAUGCGAACCCGGAAAGGCGUAAUUCGCAGGUGAACGCUGUCCGCUUAAGAAAUGUCCUGAAGCUUCCGAAAGCUCACAAAUGGGUGUUUUAUGAAUGGUUUUAUUCCAAUCUCGACAGACCUCUUCUGUUGAGCGAAAACGACUUCCGGAUAUGUCUUAGAGAAAACUUUCCAAAUAUUAAAACUCGAAGGCUUACAAGAGCACACUGGUCACUUCUUCGACGUCUUAUGGGUAAACCAAGACGGUGCUCCACUGCAUUUUUCGACGAGGAAAGACGUUCCCUGAAGGAAAAGCGGGACAAAAUUAGAACGCUUCAAGCAACACGGUCUGUACAACUGGAAUAUCUGCGCGAUCUCCCGGAUGAUAUGCAUGUUCCUAUGCCGCUCAUAAUAGGAACGAGGAUUAAUGCAAGGUUUUAA